GCAUUGCUAAUGAGAGACUCAGCCAAAGGGUUGACUGUGAGUUCUAAAACCUCAGAUGCUGUGUGCAGAAAGCCAGGGCUUUUCUUUUAGUUGCUUUAUCCCAUAACUGUAUUUAUUUGUGUGUGAGCACACAGCAAAUACUCACACUUGUAAGAUGUCAUCAUAGUGAAGACCAAUAAUUUGGUUUCGGUUCAGGGAGAAGGACUCCACUGAAAUGAACACUGUGAGAAAACUCAAUUUAAUGGUACCUUGGAGUGCUUUCUCGUUUCCUAUACUGCUGUUUUCAUUACAAGGAUACAUUUGUGCAUCAUCUAUCCUGACAGAAACAUCAGAAAGUGAGUUUCAUGAAAAUGAACAGAAAAGAACUCUGUUAGCAGUACAGUUUGAAGCAACCUCUCCAAGAUACUUUUUCCAUGAAGCUAUUAACUGGGGCGAGAGUAAAAUAAAAGGUUCUUGUCCUCAUGAAUGCCUUAACGGGGCUUUCUGUUCUAAGACUGGUACGUGUGACUGUCAAAUAUUCCAAGCUCUCGGGACAAGGUGCCAGAUUGUCCCAAACAUGGGAAGUGGCAGAGAUGGGAUUUGCAAAACCUGGGGACAGUAUCACUUUGAAACAUUUGAUGGAAUCUACUAUUACUUCCCAGGAAGCUGUUCUUACAUAUUUGCAAAGGACUGUGGUAAUUUGGAGCCUCAGUACACAGUAUGGGUCCAUAACAGCCCAAAGUGCCUUGGUUCCGUGUAUUCUUGUUACCGUUCAAUCAGCUUGUUCUUUUCAAACCAAGAGGAAAUUAGAAUAUAUGGUCAUGAAAUAAAAAUGAAUGGAAUCAGUUUAUCUUUGCCUCAGACAGUUGGCCAGGUGCACAUCGAGAAGCUAGCUGACUACAUUCUGGUGAAGACCACCUUUGGCUUUUCGUUGGCUUGGGAUGGAAUAUCGGGAGUUUACCUCAAACUGUCUGAGGAGCACAGAGGGAGAUCAUGCGGCUUGUGUGCAAACUAUAAUGGCGUUCAGUCAGACGACUUUGUGAUUCAUCAAGAGGACUACACAGAAGACAUUGCUAUGUUUGCAAAUAGCUGGCUGGUGCAAACUCUAGAUGACCCUAAAUGUGUACCUACUCCCUCAGACUUUCCAAAUCCAUGUUCUAGUGGAAUGCCAGCAUUUGAGGCAAUCUUCUUCAAAUGCCAGAUAUUGCUGCAAUUCCCUUUUCUGAGCUGCCACGAAUACAUCGAUCCAUACUUAUAUAUUGCCAGCUGUGUUAAUGACCUGUGCAAAACUGAUGAUGAUGGAACUUACUGUCGAGCAGCCACUGAGUACGCUAGAGCCUGUUCGCACGCGGGCUUCCCCAUUCAAGACUGGAGGGACGACUUCCCAGCAUGCACUGAUAAAUGUGAUGACAGCUUUGUUCACCGGGAUUGUAUCAGUUGUUGCCCUCCGAGCUGCACGUUUGAGAAGCAGUGUCUUGGGAGCAAUCUUCACUGCCUUGACGGAUGCUACUGCGCUGAUGGCCUCAUAAUGGACAAUGGGACUUGCAUCUCCUUGGAAAGUUGCCCGUGUAGUUUCCAUGGGUUAGCUUAUUCAGUUGGUUCAAAAAUUGAGCAAGAGUGCACCGAGUGUGUUUGUGUUGGUGGAGUUUGGAACUGCACUGAGCAUGACUGUCCAGUCCAGUGCUCUGUUGUGGGUGAUUCUCACUUCACUACCUUUGAUGGGCGCCAUUAUUCUUUUAUUGGCUUGUGCCAGUACAUCCUGGUGAAAGGAACCGGAAAAGAUAAAUUCACGAUCACCUUACAGAAAGCUCACUGUGAACAGAACCUGGGUUUGGUCUGCCUUCAGUCAAUAACUCUAAUUCUGGAGGAUGAUUUUAACAAACAAGUGACCCUCAGUAGGGGAGGCCAAAUCCUCACCAGUCCCAACCAAGGCUUCACGCUGAACGGCAUUGUUGAAAUUCAGACUCUGUCAUCCCUAUUCAUUCUUCUAAGAACCACAUUUGGUUUAAAGAUCUUGUUUGCUGUUGAUGGAGAAAGAAUUUACAUUCAGCUCUCCAGUGCAUGGAAAAGAAGGACAUUAGGUCUGUGUGGCACCUUUAAUGGCAACAUCAGGGAUGAUUUUCUUUCUCCAUCAGGCAUGAUAGAAGGAACACCACAGCUUCAUGCCCACGCGUGGAGAGUUUCCUCCACUUGUUUCGCACCUGUCCAUGUCCCGAUGGUAGACCCCUGCAAUAUUAACCAACAGAACAUUGGGUAUGCAGCUCACUGUGACGUCAUCCACCAGGAGCUCUUUGCUCCCUGUCAUGUCUACGUGAGUCCAGGGCUGUACUAUCAGCUGUGCCGCCAUGAUGCAUGCAAGUGUGGGAGCUCCUGCCUGUGCAAUGCUCUUGCCCACUAUGCCUACCUGUGUGGCCAGCGUGGUGUGCCCAUUGAUUUCAGAGCUCAGAUCUCAUUCUGUGCCGUGGUGUGCCAGAAGGGCAUGCUGUACCACCACUGUUCUUCAUUCUGCCGGCGAUCCUGCACCUCUCUCUCCUCCCUCCAGCAGUGCAAUGACGAUUGUGCGGAAGGCUGUAACUGUCCUGAAGGCAAAUUCUAUGAGGACACACUUAACUUUUGUGUGCCCAUAUAUCACUGCCGGUGUCAUUAUAGAGGAAGCGUUUAUCAGCCUGGGGAGCUUAUUCCAACACCUUCAGGAUUAUGCCAGUGUUCGAAUGGGACUGUGAAAUGUGAUGAGCCAGCAACGCCCUCUACUGUCCCCAUGUGCCCAGAAGGGAAGGAGUAUUUUGACUGCAGGUUUCCUGACCCUGAAUUACCAGCUGGUGGUAUAAAUUGUGAGACCACGUGUGCAAACCUGGCCAUGAACUUCACCUGUGCUCCAUCCUCACCCUGCAUAAGUGGCUGUGUUUGUGCUUCGGGGAUGGCAGAACACAAAGGGAAAUGCUAUGUCCCUGAAAGCUGUCCCUGCAUCUGGAAAGACUGGGAAUAUGUCUCUGGGGAAGUCAUCUCUACACCGUGCUACACCUGUGUUUGUCGGCGAGGGAUGUUCAAUUGCACAUAUUAUCCAUGUCCUGCUGUAUGCACGGUGUAUGGGGACCGGCAUUAUUAUUCCUUUGAUGGGUUGGAAUAUGACUACAUCAGUGAUUGCCAGGUUUUUUUGAUAAAGAGUACAGAUGAUUCUGAUAUAUCUGUGAUUGCCCAGAACAAGAAAUGCUUUGACAAUGAUAUUGUUUGUUCUAAAAGUGUUUUGAUAUCCAUUGGGGACACUGAAAUCUACCUCAAUGAUGCUCCUUACAAACAGAAGCGAUCAGGUUUCUUCCUGGAAAGCAAACCUACAUACCAGCUGUGGAAGGCCAGGCACUACAUCGUAGUGUACUUUCCAGAGGAAGAUAUUACCAUUCUGUGGGACGAGAAGACAACCAUCCACAUCAAAGUUGGGCCGCAGUGGAAGAACAAGCUGGCAGGAUUGUGUGGAAACUUUGACAAAUGUACUUCAAAUGAUAUGACCACAUCUAAUAACCUGGAAGUGAGAAAUGCCCAGGUAUUUGGAGACAGUUGGGCCUUAGGUCAGUGUGAAGAUCCUAUUGAAGCCCUGAAGCCCUGUGAGGCACACCAAAACAAAUUUCCCUAUGCCAAGAAAGAAUGCUCCAUUUUGUACAGUGAUGUUUUUGCUCCGUGUCGCAAUGUGAUCGACGUUACUUCUUUUGCCAAAAACUGCCAUGAGGAUACGUGUAACUGCAACCUUGGAGGGGACUGUGAAUGUCUAUGUACCAGUGUGGCGGCAUAUGCCUACAAAUGCUGCCAGGAAGGGGUGCCCGUUCACUGGAGGUCACCCACUGUUUGUGCUCUUGAUUGUGAAUACUAUAAUGAAGGACUUGGCGAAGGACCAUAUAUGUUGGCAAGCUAUGGGCAGAGUGGCCUUGUUCUGGGUGCCAAUGUGACCAGUAGAAGUGUUUUCUCUUUACCAAGAAGUAGUGAUCGUGGUAAUUUAUUUUUUAUUUUUAUGAUCACUCCGGGCCUUUUCAAAGAGAAAACAUCCUCGUUGGCUCUUGUUUCCCUGGAAUCUGCUGAAAGGCCAAAUUACUUUCUCUACGUCCACGACAAUGACACUCUUGGCUUGUCGCUGUGGCGGGCAAACCCAGCAUUUCGUCAGAGAGCAACAUUUUUCCACCAUCAAGGGCUUUGGAUUCCUGGUUAUAGUGCAUUUGAAUUAUACAGCAAGAAAGGCUUCUUCAUCGUUUUCAUGGAUUCUAGUGUCAAAGCAUCGAAAUACGAUGAUUCGGAAGAAUUCAAGCAGUCAAGCAGCUUCAGCAUCGAAGAAAUCCAGGCGGUGGUGCCUUACAGGAGGAUGUGUGAGUGGAGAUAUCAACCGUGUGCUACUCCUUGUUUUAAAACAUGUAGUGACCCUGAAGCCCUAGCCUGUGCUUUCCUUCCACCGGUUGAAGGAUGCUUGCCCUACUGCCCCAAGCAUAUGAUCCUGGAUGAGGUGACCUUUAAAUGUGUUUAUCCAGAAGACUGCAUACCACUGAUUCCCACAGAACCAUCAUUAAUGCCAGCAGACAUGGCUACUCCAUCAGAUGUGACUCCAACCACAGGGUUCGAAUGUGAGCCUCAACAAUUUGAUCCUGUUUAUAACUGUAGCCAAUACAUCUGCCUUAACAUGGAAUGGACCUUUUACAACUGGUCUCUGAACUGCCCAAAGGAUGUGGAGAUGCCAGACUGUGGAUUCCGAGGAUGGCCUGUUCAAGUGAACAAUGACAUAUGCUGUCCUGAGUGGGAAUGUCCCUGCCGGUGCUCCAUGUUGUCAGAGCUGAGCAUUAUUACGUUUGAUGGAAACAGUGCUGCACUGUCCAGCAAGGCUUCUUACAUCUUAGUAAGAAUCCCCGGAGAAAUUGUAGUUGUUCACAUUGAAAAAUGUCCCAUAAAUCAGAAUGGAAAUGCCCUAAAAAAACCAGGUUCUUUUGGAAGAAUCUCAGGACUUUGUUUUAAGAAGCUAAAUGUGACAACAUCUAUACAUAAAAUACUCAUCAAUAGAGUAGCAAGAAAGGUAGAUGUGGAUUCUAUCGUUGUGCCUUUGCCCUUUUCAAGUCAAGAGCUGCUCAUAGAAGAUUCGGGGACAAUGUAUGUGAUUACUACUCCUGCUGGGUUAGUCAUAAAGUGGGCUCACCUUACAGGAAUCAUAGACAUUCACUUCGGCCCCCAGUUUAACUUGUCGUCCUAUACAGAAGGGCUCUGUGGUAUUUGCAAUGAUGAUCCAGAUGAUGACCUCAGGAUGCAGAACGGCACCAUUAUUACCAACAUGGAAGACAUAGAAUUAUUUAUUGGAAGCUGGGAAAUUGAGAAAUCAUUUCAAGUAACAAUGAGAAGACCUGCUAGGAACUGUACUGAACAUGAUUGCAGCUAUUGCAUUGAAUUAUUGAACAGAGAUGUUUUCAUUCCAUGCCAUGACAAAGUCUCACCAAGGGACUUUUGUGAAAAAAUGUGGAUCAAUUACACCUAUCUCUGGAUCUAUGAAUGCGAUGCCGUUUCUGCCUACGUAGCUCUGUGCAACAAAUUUGACAUCUGCGUUCAGUGGCGGACCCCUGAGUAUUGCCCUCUGAGCUGCCCAGAGGGGAAGGAAUAUCAGCCCUGUGUGAGACCAUGUGAAGCAAGGACAUGUCUCAAUAAAUGGUUCUAUGGACACACCUCAUGUCUGAAUUUGAGAGAAGACUGUGUGUGCAAGAAUGAAACCAUUCUUCACAGGCCAGAUAAAACUCUAUGCAUCCCCGAGCGAGAAUGUGUAUGUACUGACAGUGAAGAUCGACCCCGCAGUGCUGGGGAGAUUUGGAAUGGGGGUAUUGAUGAAUGUGCCCUCUACAAAUGUUUGGAGGAUGGGAGGAUUAUUCCUAUCGAGCCUGUCUGUGAAGAAGAGCCCUCCCCCAUUUGUGAACGAGAAGCUGAAGUUGUCCUGGGCUUUGUUGAUGAGCUGACCUGUUGUUCUAAAGAAGUUUGUGGCUGUGACAUGACGUUGUGUGACAUGACCAUUCCAGUAUGCACGAGUAGUCAGAAGUUGAUAGUUGGCUAUAGUGCUCUUUCUUGCUGUCCACAGUAUAAAUGCGAAUGUGAUACAUUGAAAUGCCCCAAUAUUUCAACACCAGAUUGCAGAGAAGACCAGUUUACACUUCAGGUUCGACAAGGAGAACCUUGCUGUUUCUACCCUUUCUGUGUUUGUGAGACAUGCACUGAACCAGCUCCACAGUGUACGCAUGGGGAAUUCCUCACAGUGGAUCUGAACACUACACAUUUAUGUUGUCCACAGUACUAUUGUGUUUGUGAGCCAAACCUCUGUCCUCCACCAUUAUUCGACUGUGCAAAAGAUAUGAAUCUGGUGAAGGAAAAUGUAUCUGGACAAUGUUGCCCAAAUUGGCAUUGUGAGUGCAACUGUGAAAAUCUUGUCAUGCCAACGUGUGAAGUGGGAGAAUUUCCCACAGUUGAUCAGAACUUUCAGAGUGACUGUGGAUGUGUACAGUAUCUUUGUGAAAAGGAUGAUGUGUGUGUGUUUCAAGAAGUAUCAGUAUUGAGUCCUGGACAAUCUCUGACAAAGUAUUUGGAAGGGGACUUUUGUUACACCAUAGAAUGUCUGGAAGAAAAAGAUAACAAUACAGGCUUUCAUACUUUGAAUGUUACAAUGGUGAAUUGUUCAAAAGACUGCGAUGUUCACCAGAUGUACAGUCCAUCCCCCAGUGAUUAUGAUUGCUGUGGAACCUGUAAAAACAUAUCUUGUAAAUUUCAGAUGGAAAAUGGAACAUCAGUUAUAUAUGAGGAAGGGAGCACCUGGCACUAUAACUGUACCACAUAUGAAUGUGUUAAGACUGAUGAGGGAGCAUUGAUUCUAAACUACAGCAUGGUCUGCCCUCCUUUUAAUGAGACCGAAUGCAAACUGAAUGAAGGAAUUAUAAAGCUUUAUAAUGAAGGCUGUUGCAAGAUCUGCAAACGAGAAGAAAGAGUAUGCCAGAAAGUGAUCAUUAAAUCCAUCAUAAAGAAACAGGACUGUGUAAGCCAGAGCUCUAUCAGUGUUGCAUCUUGUGAUGGAAAAUGCCCAUCAGCGACCAUAUAUAACAUCAAUGUCGAAAGUCACCUGAGGUUCUGCAAGUGCUGUCGUGAAAAUGGAGUGAGAAACGUCACUGUGCCUCUGCACUGCUCAGGAAAUGGCACAGAGGUUAUGUACACACUCCAGGAGCCUAUAGACUGCACAUGCCAGUGGAAUUAAGCUCUUGCCUUUGGAGAACUCUGUACAAUCGUGUCAUGUCAGGCAACAUUGGCUUAUCACUAUUAUUUAGGUACAUAACAGACUUACACUGUAUAAGAAUAUUGGUGUCAUUAACACUAUUGGAAUUUGACUACAUAAUAGCUGGUACAAACCGUGUAUUGUUUCGAUGGAAAAAUUCUAUUUGAAGUUUUAUUUCAGAGAAUAAAAUUAUUCCAAGUUGUUAAGUUGGAAUGCUGUUAUAUUUAUAAUUGCAUUGUGGGUUGAAUUUAAAUAUUCCUAUAAAGUAGAAGACUUUUGUUGUAGAAUUCCUUCUAUUUCAGCCCUUAGUUCUCUUUUUUUGUUUGGAUUUUCAGUCUGCCAUGGCUGUCUAUAUUGAGGCAGACUAUAAUUUCUACUGCAUACUCUGGCCAAUGUGAUCGGUUAUAAUUGGCUGAUAGAUAACUGUGGAGAGUUGUGUGCUUAGAAACAGAACAUAGAACCACAGGUUGUUAGCUUAGUGAACACUUCAACAAAUAUUAGGAAUGUCACUGCUAACCCUUCUCAUUUUUCAGGCGUGACAUUACAUAACAUUUUUGUGACUUCUACAAAUAUAAGUAGCAACAAUGUGGUUGAAUUUAUGUAAAAAAAGAAACUAGACUAUUUUCUAAGUUUUUUUGACUCUGGUUUCAUGCUCUUUUAUUGUAAAUGACACAGAAAGGUGACAAAAAAGUCACAGACUCUUCCAUUAUUAAGUAGUACUGGAUAAGAUUAAAAAGCUUAAGUCUAAUAUCCAUUUAGAAUGCCACACAUGCAAUAAUAAUUAUUUCAAUAAUAAGAAACAAGAAAAUAUCAUCAGUCACUAUAUAGAGGAAGACCUGGAGCUAUAUUUUUUAUACCAUUAAAAUUAUUAACUAUAUUGUUACUAUUUAACAUUUAGUUCCUUUAUUUAUCACUGGGGGCUGUUUCUAAAUGUAUCUGUACACUAUGAAACCUGAGAGUUCUUUUUUGCCAUUAAAGCUGCUGCUUUGUCAGUGAGGAGUGAUAUAAAAUUAUCUGAAUGUGUUCAUAAUGUUAGAACAGGAGGCUGCGAAUCAUUGACAUUUGCAAAUAAUCUGCUCUGAGAUCUUUGCAAACUCCCGAAUUCUUUCUGGUGGGGAGUAUAUAAUUAUUUGAAUUUCUUCCUUAGUGAAAAGAGAAUGCCUUAGUGUGAUUGUAAAUACCAAUGAAGUUCAAUGUCAAUAAAAGGACAUUAAAAUUGCAUUGAAAAGCUUAAUAAGCUAGGGUUAGUUUGAGCUAAGUGACUUGUUUUCAGACAUUAAUGUUUCCAUUGAAAAAUUAUGCUUCCAAGAAAUACUGUAAUUAUGAAGUGUUUGGAUCUCCAGGCUUGCUUAGAAAUGGGUAUUAUCUGGAAAAUCCCAACAUCUACUGUAUGUAAAAAAUGAUUUACCUUGUUUGUUUUAAUACCAGUAUUUUCUUUAGAUAUAGACAUUUCUGUAUCUGUGAUUAUUAGCAUAUAAAUUGAAUUAAAUGUUUUUGUUUAAAUAUAUUAAAGUUUUACAUAAAAAUGUCAUGUAUCUCAAGCAGAAGUAUGUACUAUAUGUCACCUAUCAUUUUCUUUUAAAUUCCACUCUCUAUUAUUAAAUAUUAACUGAUCUUGAAACCUAUUUGUGGGGAGAAAAGAAAUAUUCUUCUGGUAUUUUAUAAACAAGACAUAAAGUAAGUACACGUGGAAGUUC
Molecule: messenger RNA, 8940 nt
Organism: Onychomys torridus (southern grasshopper mouse)
Lineage: Eukaryota; Metazoa; Chordata; Mammalia; Rodentia; Cricetidae
Gene: Otogl
Product: otogelin like
Exons: 58
Coding region: 215-7225 (2336 amino acids)
Biological process (GO): L-arabinose metabolic process
Cellular component (GO): extracellular matrix
Molecular function (GO): protein binding; alpha-L-arabinofuranosidase activity
Source: RefSeq, a predicted model, not a curated record